GGGCAAUAAAGAGACUCCAGGAUGAUUUGCUAUGGGCAGUCGUCAAGGCUCGAAUUGUACAAAGAGCAGGCGCUUAAACUCUUGGACAAUCAAUCCGCUUAUUACUGCUUUUGUACGGAGAAAAGACUGGAAUUGUUGAGGAGAGAGGCUAUAAAGUGUGGACAAGUACCUAAAUAUGACAAUAGGUGUCGACAUUUUACCAAGGAUCAAGUAAAGGAAAUGCUCUGGAAAAAUAUCACUUAUUGUAUUAGAUUUAAGUUGGUGUCCACACCGGCGGCCUUUCACGACAUAGUUUACGGCGACGUGUUGCAUGAUCUUACCAAGUCCGAGGGAGAUCCAGUUAUCAUAAAAUCAGAUGGCUAUCCCACUUACCAUUUUGCAAAUGUAGUCGAUGACCAUUUUAUGGAAAUAUCUCAUGUCUUACGGGACGUUGAAUGACAAGUUUCUACACCUAAGCAUAUUAUGCUUUACAAAAAUCUUGUCUAUCGUGCAGAGCGCUUGGCUGGAAUCCUCCCAUAUAUGGACACUUACCUUUUAAUAUUAAACGCGGAUGGAUCCAAGUUGUCCAAGAGACAGGGUGACAUCAAAAUCGAGUCAUUUAGGAAACAGGGUAUUUUUCCACUAGCGUUAUUGAAUUACGUGAUAGGGGCUGGUGGUGGUUUCCACAAAGAACGAGAAAACCAACAUCUUUACAGUUAUCAAGCAUUAAUUAAACAAAUCUUCAUAAACAGGUAAUUACGACCUGGUACUUUUGUACGUCGAGUUUUCUUCACGCGGUCCGAGAAUAUAUAUAGAUAUAU
Vollenhovia emeryi is the source of this 800-nucleotide messenger RNA. Its product is annotated as probable glutamate--tRNA ligase, mitochondrial. Lineage: Eukaryota; Metazoa; Arthropoda; Insecta; Hymenoptera; Formicidae. Bases 22 to 438 code for a protein of 138 amino acids. The record is from RefSeq and is a predicted model, not a curated record. Gene Ontology annotation, molecular function: ATP binding; glutamate-tRNA ligase activity. Gene Ontology annotation, biological process: glutamyl-tRNA aminoacylation. The transcript has 4 exons.